Elaeis guineensis (African oil palm) is the source of this 348-nucleotide messenger RNA. RefSeq lists its product as uncharacterized. NCBI's taxonomy places the organism in Eukaryota, Viridiplantae, Streptophyta, Magnoliopsida, Arecales, Arecaceae. The record is from RefSeq and is a predicted model, not a curated record.
GGGGGGUUCGGAGGUGGAGGUGGCGGUGGGUUUGGUGGUGGUGGAGGAGUCGGCGGUGGAGCUGGAGCUGGGUUCGGAGGAGGAGCUGGGGGUGGCGUUGGUGGUGGGUUUCCUUAGAGGUGUCAUAACCCGCUCCCACCCUUCGCAAAAACUGUUAUAGGAGUGUUAAAUUGUAUUCUAUUAUUUCCCCACAUGUAACGGUGUGAUAACUCCGCUAUCCUCGUCAAUAAUAAGUGCAUUGCAUAACGGAACAGUUUAGCAUGUGUAACGAUUUCCUAUUCCAACGGGAAUGAUAUAUUGCAACCCUGUGUAAUUAUCUGAUCAAGAGCGUGAUUGUUUUCUUCCUUU